GUUCAAACGCAAACGAUUCCUCAUUAAUUCCCUGCUCUUCUCACGCGGAUGCCAGCGUGUUUUGAUCGCGGUUUUUUCCCCCCAUGGAGGACUGAGAUCAAACGCUGAACAGCAGAGAUGUUAGGAAUAGGAAAACAAGCCAGGCGAGUGGGAAAGGAUCUGAUCUAAUCUGAUCUGAUCCGAUCUGCUUAUAUCUGAUGUGUCUUUGUGAGGUUUUUUUAUAUGUCAAUGCGAUCGGUGUGAAUGUGGCGCGGAUGCUGGGAGCACAAAACUUCAGGCACAAACACAGCUGUUUGGGGAUUCUCGGGUGAAAAUGAUCGAGGUUGCGAUGGACAUCUGGAUACAUCUGGAUAGAUUGGUGGCGAGAAAGAAUCAAAGACAAAGUCGCGCUGUGGAAACAAUAUAAAAACACUGAGCUGUUGUGGCAGGGAUCAACUGAUGCAACCAUUCCAGUGGUGUUACGUGUGCUUCUGCAGUUUGGGAUUGAUCUUCUCCAAUAAGUCGUGCACUAUGCCACCCGUGACGUUUCAGGACCUGCCACUCAACAUCUACAUGGUGAUCUUUGGGACAGGGAUCUUCGUCUUUGUGCUCAGCCUCAUAUUCUGUUGCUACUUUAUAAGUAAGCUGAGACACCAGGCACAAAGUGAGAGGUUUGGAUAUAAAGAGGUCAUCUUGAAAGGAGACACGAAGAAGCUGAACCUUCAUGGGCAGACGUGUGCCGUGUGUCUGGAGGACUUCAGGGUGAAGGAUGAACUGGGAGUGCUGCCGUGCCAACAUGCCUUCCACAGGAGGUGUGUGGUGAAGUGGCUGGAGGUGCGGUGUGUGUGCCCCAUGUGUAACAAGGCCCUGGGUGGAGGAUCGGAGCAGCACCACAGUAUUGGCACGCUGCUGGACGAGCUGGUCUAGAGGAGACCAGAAACGGUUUGGGAAUGAAGAGAUGCUUUAUGAUAUCGAUCGAAAUCUGACUCAGAGAGACGCUGAGAGGCUUUCCGUCUGACGCGGGCCUCGUCUCAAACUGGAACUGGGAGUAACCGUAGGAGAAACAUCUGCUGAAGAAGAAGGAGCUGAGAUGAUCCACACACAUUCCAGUGAUGUUCUGUACACUGCCACUUAACUGAACACUGCCACUGAGGAGAUUGGGACGGUUGUACACGAUGCUGUGUGUGUGUGUGUGUGUGUGUGUGUGUGCGUUAUCACUAACUCCAGCUACAUUCUCACAAACUGUCUCUCAGAAACACCAGCACGGAUUCAUGAUUAUUUUCUUUCUAAUCUUUCUAAACUUGUAACAAACUUAUGAUUUUGCUAGGAAUUAGCUAGGGUUUUUUCUGUUUUCAGGCUUCUGUUGACAAUAUUCUGGACCAGAAAUUAGCUCCGCCCCUAGACACAUCUCUCUCUUUUGUCCUACAGUGCUAUUCAUGAGUUAUAUAAGGCUGAGAAGAAGAAGAAGAUGAUGAUGAUGAUGAUGAUGAUGAUAGCUUGUUGCAAAGGUUUUUCAACUGUAAUUCAAUGCAAGACAGAAGACAGCUCUAUAAAUCACUUACUGCUUCUUUAAAGCCAGCUUUUCUUAUAACAGCACUCGAUUCUAGAUACAAUAAUAUAAAUCUUUUAGGGAAUACGAACACACCGUAUGAGCAAAAUGGCCUCUAAGCAUAAGUUAACUCAAAUUCUAGCCUAAUUCUUUAGCUAAAUCAUGCUUAGCAGCCAUUUUUCGCAUGUUUUCGUAUACCGUAAAAUCUUUAUUUUCAUUGACCUUCUUCCCAAAGGUGGAAGAAUGGUCCAAAAACUACUUACUUUUUUAAUUUUAAACAAACAACCACUUUUAUGUGUUGUACUGCUUUACUAAUGAGGUUAAGAAGAAACUAGAUCAAAAUGUUUCAUGGAAUACAAAAAACCUAGCUAAUAAACACACAUUGAUUAUUUUCUAGCAGAAACAGGACAAAUCCAUCGGAAAUAUCGAUGUUUACCUCAGAAGUGCUGGUAAAUGACUAAAAAAAUGCUUCUGUAAGCCUAAAAUUACACUGUAGUUACAUUUAGCAUUGAUUGCUAACCAAUUCAUGUUGAGAAAACACAACAACUCCUGAACUGGAGGCUGUCUUAAACAUUUCACCAGCAAAGUAAUGGAUAUUUAAAGAGUGUGCUGUGUAUGUGGACGUAUCUUGAAAACACAGUAAAUACACAACCUCCAUUUUGACCCAGAACCCUUCAUGUAGGAUAUGUUGUUGCUAGGCAACUUGGAAAGCAUAAACCAGCUAGUGGCUGAGGCUAGCUAGCAGAUUCGGUUAGCUAGAACGUAACAGGUCCUUUUUUUUUUUUUACGGAUAAUCCAAAGACAAAAAGCCAGCAGAAAUGAGACUGUCAGGAAUAUCAACAUUUCACUCAGAUGUGUUGGUAGAUUACAAAUAAAAAGCUUUAUACAGGUAUAAUAACCAUUGCUAAAUUGCUAGCCAGUGAAAUCUUAGCAAAGUAAAGAUCUUGCAUAUAGUCAUGUUUAUCAAAUAUUUCAGGAUUAUAAGAUCACAAUAAUUUAAUAUAUGAUUAUUAAACCAAUUUCAAGUGGUUUUCCAGCUAUUAUUAGAUUUAGUUUUUAAUUUUCAAGUUUUUGUUUUCCAGAAAAAAAUUAGCUGCCAAUGUGCAAAAGAAUUCAAAACAAUAUUAUUAAGAAAUAUUUGAUAGAUUUGCCCAUAUUUAAGAUCUUUUUUUGCAGUGUUGAGAGAUGUCAUGGACUCCUGAACUGACCGAUUUACAAUUCUUUGUGGUUUUUUUGUUGUUGUUUUUUUUUUUUGUGAUUGUGAAUGUCAGAAAAGUGGUCCUUUGUAAUAAAGAAAGAAAGAAAAAAAAGAAGGAAAGAAAGAAAGAUGAACACACCCUGAUCUGAAUGUAGCAAAACAAAAAAAAUCAGUGUUCUGCUUCUUUUUUAUAAUUAAUAGUGAAAUAUUUGUAAAGUAUAUGUAAAAAUAAAUAAAAAUAAAUAAAUAAAAAAUGGGAGGUUUAUCGCCCAGCUUUCGUUCCUGUGGAAUUCUCUGAAUUCGGCACUGAAGUGUGUUGAAAUGUCGUGUGAGAUGGGUUGGAAUACACCGCUCAUGUGUGUAGGAACUUUUUUCUCUCUUCGUGUCCUUGGGUUUUGUAACAUAGUUGAUAUUCAUGUUGAAACAUUUUAUUGUUUAUGUCGGUGUUUGAGAAUAAAUCAGAACUGCAAUG
This is a messenger RNA of Hemibagrus wyckioides, 3198 nucleotides long. It is a transcript of the gene rnf122, whose product is annotated as ring finger protein 122. The record is from RefSeq and is a predicted model, not a curated record. Lineage: Eukaryota; Metazoa; Chordata; Actinopteri; Siluriformes; Bagridae. Bases 439 to 906 code for a protein of 155 amino acids. The transcript has 6 exons.